Messenger RNA from Sinocyclocheilus anshuiensis, 702 nucleotides. RefSeq names its product progestin and adipoQ receptor family member IVa (gene paqr4a). The coding region runs from base 1 to 702 and encodes 233 amino acids. NCBI's taxonomy places the organism in Eukaryota, Metazoa, Chordata, Actinopteri, Cypriniformes, Cyprinidae. Gene Ontology annotation, molecular function: signaling receptor activity. The transcript is spliced from 4 exons. Gene Ontology annotation, cellular component: membrane. The record is from RefSeq and is a predicted model, not a curated record.
AUGCCAAAUAACGACCUUCUCAUUCUCUUCACAGGAAUCCCUCUGCUCUGUUUCCUGGUGCUGCUCCCACUCAACAUCCCUUGGUCACAGAUCAGCGUGAUGUGGCUUGGCGUGGUGCACUUCCUGGCCUGCCUGUCACCGCAGCUGGGCUCAGUGGUCUACCAUCUCUUCAUGAACCAUGAGGGUGGCGAGCCCAUCUACAAAACCCUGCUCACGCUAGAUAUGUGUGGAAUCUGCAUGAUCAACACGCUAGAUUAUCGUUGUUCAAGAGCUCUGCCCAUCGUGUACAGCACUCUUCUCUGCUACCCCUUCACCCGCACAGUGGCUCUGCUGAUUUACAUCCUGCUAUCCAGUUACGCCAUCUACUGUGCCAUCACAGCACGCAGCAGAGUGCGGCGUCUGCGUUCCUUCGCCUGGCAGGCACUUUUCCGCUUCUCAUUUUUCCUUCUGCGCUGGAUAGGUGUGGGCGGAGGGAGUCCCACCUCACUGCGUCACUUUCUCACCAUGGAUGCACUAGCGGUGUUGGGCGGUGUCAUCAAUAUCACACGAAUCCCCGAGCGGUUCCGCCCGGGCCUCUUUGACUACUGGUGCAACAGCCAUCAGAUCAUGCAUGUGCUGGUGGUAGUGUCCAUAAUGUACCUACACUGGGGGGUGCUGGACGACUUGCUAUGGAUCAACACGUAUCACUGUCCCUCAGACUGA